Molecule: messenger RNA, 2373 nt
Organism: Penicilliopsis zonata CBS 506.65
Lineage: Eukaryota; Fungi; Ascomycota; Eurotiomycetes; Eurotiales; Aspergillaceae
Exons: 2
Coding region: 1-2373 (790 amino acids)
Biological process (GO): transmembrane transport
Molecular function (GO): oligopeptide transmembrane transporter activity
Source: RefSeq, a predicted model, not a curated record
AUGUCGGAGAAGCUGACUGAGCCUGAGAUUGCCGUGACCAGCGGUGCUUUGAUGGGCGAAGAAGCUGCUCCAGACUCUGCUAUCACUCACCUCAAGCACCUGAAGGAGCAGCACCACUGGGACCCAAACCUGCCUGACGACGUGAUCGAUGAAAUCGACGACGCUCUUCACCAUACUGCUGGCAACGAUGUGGUCGCCACUGCCAAUGACCUGAUGAGCGACUCUCCCUACCCUGAAGUCCGCGCUGCCGUCCCUAACUACGAUGAGGGCGGUCAUACAAACACUAUUCGCGCUUGGGUCAUCGGCCUCGUCUUUGCCACCCUCGGGUCUGGUCUGAAUAUGUUGUUCUCUUUACGCCAGCCCUGGAUCUCCCUUCCCUCUUUCGUUGCUCAGGUUGCCGCCUACCCCGUGGGCGUUUUCUGGGCUGCGGUGAUGCCCAAUAGAGAAUUCCAACUGUUUGGGGUCAAAUGGAAUCUCAACCCCGGUCCUUUCAGCAAGAAAGAACACACUCUGAUUGUCAUCAUGGCCAACGCUACAUUCGCUGGUGGCGCCGCAUACGCAACAGACGUUUUAGUGGCACAGCGUGCCUUCUACAAACAGAAUUUCGGCUGGGCAUUCGAGCUCCUCAUGUGCAUUUCGUCUCAGAUGCUGGGCUUCGGUCUUGCUGGAUUCUUCCACCAUUUUCUGGUGACUCCUGCUGCGAUGAUUUGGCCUUCGACACUUAUCAACUGCGCCAUGUUCAGUGCCCUCCAUGACCGAACUAAACCUGACCCUACCAAGGUAGCCGGCUGGACCAUUGGCAAGUACCGCGUGUUUCUCUUUUGCAUGAUUGGGUCGUUUGUAUGGUACUGGUUUCCAGGCUAUAUUGCACCUUUCUUAAGUGUCUUCGCCUUCGUUACCUGGAUCAAGCCCCAGAAUGUCAUUAUCAACCAGCUGUUUGGUGGCACGACUGGAAUGUCCUUAAUCCCGAUCACUUUCGACUGGACUCGCAUCUCCGGCUUCUAUGUCUCCCCGCUCAUGACUCCCUGGUUCGGCAUCGCUAACACGAUGAUUGGGAUGUUUUUAUUCUUCUGGAUCGUCGCCCCUGCUAUCCACUUUUCUGGUGGCUGGUACGCCAAGUUCCUUCCCUUCAGCGACCCAAACAGUUACGACAACAGGGGCAUGGAAUACAACGUAACACGCAUUCUCAAUGCCGAUUUUGAGUUCGAUGAGCACAAAUACAAGAGUUAUUCCCCCCUUUUCCUAUCUACGACUUUUGCUUUGUGCUACGGACUCUCGUUCGCUUCCGUCAUCGCGGUCCUUGUCCACGUCGUCCUCUUCCAUGGAAAAGAAGUCUGGGCCCGCUUCCGUAAAUUCGGAAACGAGGAAGAAGAUGUCCAUGGUCAUCUCAUGUCGCGGUUCAACCCCGUUCCCAUGUGGUGGUAUACGGCCGUCACCUUGGUCAUGACCGGCAUGAGCCUCGGUGUCGUCCUCGGCUGGCCGACACACCUGUCCUGGUGGGCUUUUUUCCUGUCCCUCAUUAUUUCCAUUGUUUGGUUCAUCCCCAUCGGGAUUGUCGCUGCGUCUAGCAAUGUUCAAAUAGGACUCAAUGUCAUCACUGAAUUCCUCGUUGGCUACUUGCAACCUGGUAAACCCAUGGCCAUGAUGCUUUUCAAAACCUAUGGAUACAUUACGAUGAACCAAGGUCUUUCCUUCUGUUCGGAUAUGAAAAUCGGCCACUACAUGAAACUCCCCCCUCGUGUGACCUUUGCCGCCCAAAUGGUCUCCUGCCUCUGGUCGUCCAUCGUCCAGAUAUGCGUGAUGAACUGGGCUCUUGGAUCCAUCCCCCAUAUUUGCGAAAAAAACCAGCCUAGUUCUUUUAGUUGUCCCAACGGCCGUGUCUUUUUCAACUCCUCGAUCAUCUGGGGUGUGAUUGGUCCUAGCCGCAUGUUCUCUGGCAUCUACAGUCCGCUGUUAUACUUUUACAUCAUCGGUCUCGUUCUUCCUGUCCUUAUCUAUAUUGGGGCACGGAUGUUUCCCAGAAGCCCAAUCCGCUACCUCAACGCACCCAUCAUCUUUGGCGGUACCGGCAGCAUCCCACCGGCCACACCGCUUAACUACCUUAGCUGGGGCAUCGUCGGCUUCGUAUUCAACAAGUUCAUCCGAGACCGCUGGCGUGGCUGGUGGAUGCAAUACAACUAUGUCCUGUCGGCCAGCUUGGAUGUUGGUCUGAUGCUGUGCAAUAUCUUCAUGUUCCUGGCUCUUACCUUGCCUGGCAUCAACUUUCCUUCCUGGUGGGGAACCAGAAUCGCUGCCAACACCAUGGAUGCUAUGGGUACUGCUAUCCAGCAGCCCUUGGCGAAUGGCCAGACGUUCGGGCCUUCUGAAUGGUGA